Messenger RNA from Impatiens glandulifera, 333 nucleotides. Its product is annotated as ethylene-responsive transcription factor 4-like. Gene Ontology annotation, molecular function: DNA binding; DNA-binding transcription factor activity. NCBI's taxonomy places the organism in Eukaryota, Viridiplantae, Streptophyta, Magnoliopsida, Ericales, Balsaminaceae. The transcript has a single exon. Gene Ontology annotation, biological process: regulation of DNA-templated transcription. The coding region runs from base 1 to 333 and encodes 110 amino acids. The record is from RefSeq and is a predicted model, not a curated record.
AUGGCCAUCGAAUCACUGCAACUUACCAACAACCAAUCCAAUUCUCCAAUCGAUUCUCUAAACAAGACUCGUACGUCGGCGUCGGGAUCGCAUUUCCGCGGCGUGAGGAAGCGUCCAUGGGGGAGAUUCGCGGCUGAGAUCCGCGAUCCAUGGAAGAAAACCAGACGCUGGUUAGGAACCUUUGACACCGCAGAGGAGGCCGCCAGAGCCUACGAUGAAGCCGCUAUUACCUUCCGCGGUCAUAAGGCCAAGACUAAUUUCAAUCCUCACAUGCUGGAAGACGAGAAGAAACCUUUGCUGUUUGAUUUGAAUUUGCCAGCGCCCUUGCUUUAA